AUGUUUGACGUUAUCGCUUACAGAAAGGCGCCAUCCAUUAUCAGAAUGCUGAACUCAAUGGUGGGGGAUGAUGUUUUCUUUCCUGCGAUCAAGAAUUUGGUCCGGAAUCACUGGCUCGGUACAUUUACCCACGAUGAUCUCUUUGAAGAAAUGACCCAGGAGGCAAAGAGACGGGGCCAUGAUCUUGACGUCAAAGGUAUCAUGGAUACAUGGAUACAUCAGACCAACUAUCCUUUGGUGACAGUCAUACGGGACUUCAACGAUCACUCGGUGAUUCAUGUCAGACAGGAGCGCUUCCUAUCAGACCCAUCAGCUAAAGAUCCAGGCACAUAUCCAUCGCAAUAUAACUAUCGCUGGACAAUACCCCUGACUUUCUCUUCGAGCAAAGCACCCGUUUUUGAAAAGAAUGUCAGCCAAAUCCACUAUAUACACAAGGAUCAACACAGUC
Molecule: messenger RNA, 448 nt
Organism: Candidula unifasciata
Lineage: Eukaryota; Metazoa; Mollusca; Gastropoda; Stylommatophora; Geomitridae
Source: the annotation of a GenBank genome assembly